AUGCCUGCCCAUGCAAUUUCUGGAGCCAUACCUUGCUGCUUUCAGCGCCGCUUUCACAGCUUCAAGCCUCCCCAGAUUCCGUGUUUGCCCAUUCUCUCGCCCAGAAUGGACACUGCCGACAUUCAGGGAAAGCUGCUGGCCUACUUCAACCAGCUCAGCCCCGAAGCCCGCGACCGCCUCCUUGCCAGUGCCCCUGCCCAGGAGGUACAGCCUCAACCCGCCUCGGGUGCAGGCAAUGCCCAGCCGGGACAGACACUGCCCACCAAGGCCCCGCCACCGGUGGUCACUGGCCAAGCCCAAGCCCAAUCGCCUGAAUCGGACUCGACGCCCCAUCCAGCCCCGGAUGCCUCAGCCUCGUCUUUGCUCGCAGACGAGCUAGCCGAUGAAGAAGUCAGCCUCCACCCCCUAUCCUGGUCGCCCGACCAGAUCCGCCGAGCCCAUGGGGAUGGCCGCGUCAUUCCCAGCCUAGUUUUCAAGAAGGAUGGAGUCAAAGUGCCUGAGGCGCUCGUGAAGCACAUCGCCAACACGCUCCCCUCGACAGAGGCCGAGACAAGCCCAUCUGCCCAGCCUGGCCCACUGCCCUCGGUCUCCGAGACCCGCCCAGCCUGGGCCGACAUCCAAGAGGAUGAGGCCCUCAACAAGCCCUUGCCCAUUAGCUCCAGCGACGAGGACAGCCCUGUGAUCGAGGAGGUCAUGGGUUUCGGGGGUGUGCCUAUUGCCAUGCCCAAGAUUGUCAGCCCAUGGCCACCCAAGCAGCCCAAAGCACCUGCGCCCGCAGAAUCACAGGUGCCGCCCGCCCCUCCUGCCAAGAGUACCCCGCCCAGCCCGGGGCAGAGCUCGCCCUCCGAGCCCACCAGCAAGGCUGCGCCGGAGCCAGAAGCCUGCCCAUCUGCCUCGCCGACCAAGCCCAACCUUCGCAUGACCAUGGUCUACGAAGGCAGGACCUGGCACAACUUUUGGGGGCAGGACCCGCCGGCCAACGCCAUCUCGGAAGAGCCCACGGCAGCCCAGCCCAAAGGUCCUCCUUCCUGCCCACCGCCUGCACACCCGCCUCAGCAGGCCCAAGAAGCCCAGCAGCCGCCGGGGACCAAGGCCCCGCCGCCGCCUAUGCCGCAAGAGCCAGAACCAGCCCACAAAAAGAUCAAAUGCUCCGUCUUCGGAGCGGAUGGCUGGAUCCUCAGGAAGGACCAGAGGGGUCGGGUGCACAUCACAGAAGCCGACUACGCCAGCCUAGUUGCCCAUGCCGACCAGGGAGACCCCCGAGCCCAGGAAGUGCGCUCCUUGGGGUUCAACAUUUGGGCCCCGCAAUUUGUUGCGGGCCCAGUGGUGCCUUUCUCCAUUAUCAGCCCACCGCCUACACAGACGCAGUCGGCCCCCGCCCAGGAAGCCAACACCUCGCCCCCCACUGCCCAAGAGCAGACGGACUCGCAGCACGCCCAGACCCAGGAUGACUUCACGGACCUACUCGGCCUAGGGCAAGACUCCUCGGAUCGAGGCCUCCGCAACCCCUUCCCGAACCCACAGCGCACAGGAGGGGAUUUCCGGCCCAAGGCAACCAGUGCCAGGUCCAUGCCCUGCCCACACUUGCUGAUUACGCCCAACGCCGAUAGACGCUACCGAGGCACCCUCAUCAUGCCCAGUGUGUGCCUACCAGAUACUUUCAAUCUGGCGCCUCUACGUGGACCAUCGAGACCGCCUACGAUGCAUGCGCCCAUGCUCAACACGCCCACACUGCCCCUUUGGCCUCGUGUGUGCACAGAUUAUGUCGGACACCGACA
Molecule: messenger RNA, 1778 nt
Organism: Symbiodinium natans
Lineage: Eukaryota; Dinophyceae; Suessiales; Symbiodiniaceae
Source: the annotation of a GenBank genome assembly